AUGCGGCCAUCGCUUGCGAGCACGAGGCGGCAGAGCUGGCGGGACAAGAAAGAUGGCAUCAGCGUUGCCUCACGUGGUGACUCGCCCGCGUCCUGUCUUGCCUAUUUGAGAGGAUUGCAACUUUCGUUGUACGUUUUUGUCAUUGGCAAAGCGAUAGCAACGUCGCAGCUUCUGCGAAGAUGGCUAUUUCAUGUUCCGAGUGGUCUCCAUCUUGUUAACAACUACCCUUAUGACAGCAAUACCAACACGUUCGUCGUGUUUCCCUUUUAUUCACGACGAUCCAGGACAUCAGCAGUGAUCAUUGGUUUGCUCGGGGUAGCGGCACAGCAGGUAAAGUUGGAUGUAUCGGAGUUGAAGCAUACGGGUCCCGGGCCACAGUACGUUGGUGAAGAGAAGGACCCAGAUUUGGUGCUGUCAAAUGUCCUCAUCAAGGACCAGUUUGGGG
This is a messenger RNA of Amoebophrya sp. A25, 445 nucleotides long. NCBI's taxonomy places the organism in Eukaryota, Dinophyceae, Syndiniales, Amoebophryaceae. The record is from the annotation of a GenBank genome assembly.